AUGGAAGCUUGUCUCUCUCCAGAGCAAUUCAAUGUCACUGCAUACGCUGCCACGGCUGUGACCAUUGUCACCUUUGAGGCAUUUGCUGGCAUGUGGAUAAAUGCUUUCAUUGUUUCUGUGAUUUGCAUGGCUUGGGUCAAGAAGAAAACCUUGAACUCUAAUGAGAAGAUCUUGCUGUUACUGGGAUCCUCCCGGUUUUGGUUUUUGUGCAUCUCAUGGGUAUAUUUCUUUCUUUCAAUAAUUUAUCCCAAUUUCCUUUAUGUUCACCCCACACUUCAACUAGUUGUAUCUCUUCAAAGCUUGUUAAAUUAUUCCAACAUAUGGGUUUCAGCCUGUCUUUGUGUUUUUUAUUGUAUAAAAAUUGCCAAUUUCAGGAACAGCUUCUUCAUCUACCUGAAAGUAAAAAUUGACAGGAUGGUGCCCUGGCUCUUGUUGGGGUCUGUGCUUUUGUCCCUGGUUAUUGGAACCAUUAUCUACUAUGUCAUUGAUAAAGCUUUCUGUAAAAACCUCAAUUUCAGUUGCCAAGGAUGUAUUUGGAAAGCAAGUAUCAGAAUAGAAGAGCAUUUUUUCCCCAUUUAUUUUAUCACUGGCUUUGGAUUUGUCACUUCAUUCAUGGCAGUCACCUUUUCUGCCCUUCUCCUUCUCUUUUCUCUAUGGAGACACAAACGCAACAUGCAGACAAACUCCACGAAGGACCUCAGCAUGGAUACCCACAUCAAAGCCAUGAAAUCUAUUAUCUCCUUUUUAGUAAUGUACAGCAUCAACUUUGCAUCUUUGAUCUUGACACUGAUUUAUGCAAUUAGCAGCCAAAAUCACACAGAUUUCCUUAUUUCUGUAUUUCUGUAUGCUUUUCCAGGUUUUCAUUCCAUUAUUUUGAUUUUCAGCAAUCCCAAAUUGGAAAAGACAUUGCUAAGGAUUGUGCCCUGUGUGAAUGCAAGGUUUGCAUGA
This is a messenger RNA of Corapipo altera (White-ruffed manakin), 948 nucleotides long. RefSeq names its product taste receptor type 2 member 7-like. Bases 1 to 948 code for a protein of 315 amino acids. Lineage: Eukaryota; Metazoa; Chordata; Aves; Passeriformes; Pipridae. Gene Ontology annotation, biological process: G protein-coupled receptor signaling pathway; sensory perception of taste; detection of chemical stimulus involved in sensory perception of bitter taste. Gene Ontology annotation, cellular component: membrane. Gene Ontology annotation, molecular function: bitter taste receptor activity; G protein-coupled receptor activity. The transcript has a single exon. The record is from RefSeq and is a predicted model, not a curated record.